AUGUCCAGUGAGCCAGCUCCCGAAAGUACCCUGCCCUACCCACCCAUCCACACGGACAAGAAAUUUGUUGUGCUCUCCGACUGGGAUGGCACGAUCACGACGCGCGAUUCGAACGACUAUAUGACCGAUGAGCUCGGCUUCGGCAGAGAGAAGCGGAGGGAGCUGAACCUUGACACGCUCUCUGGGAAGAUUACGUUCAGGGAUUCAUUCCGCGAGAUGCUCGAGAGCGUCUCCGCGAAAGGUCACUCCUUUGAGUACUGCAAGGAGCAGCUGAAACAAAAUAUCAAGCUCGAUCCCGGCUUUAAGGAGUUCUAUCAAUACUGCGAGGAGGCUGACAUCCCCGUCGUCAUCAUUUCCAGUGGCAUGGCGCCUCUGAUCCGUGCCGUGUUAUCCAGCUUAAUCGGCGAGGAAGAUGCGAGGAAGAUCGAAAUCAUCUCCAACGACGUGAUCAUCCACCCAGACGGGAAGUGGGAGAUCCAGUACCGCCACCCUUCCAGUGGCUACGGUCAUGACAAGAGUCAGGCGAUCCUACCGUAUCGAAAACUGCCAGACCCGCCGACCAUUUUCUUCUUCGGCGACGGCGUUUCAGACAUGUCCGCUGCACGUUACGCAGACGUGCUUUUUGUCAAGCAAAAGGAAGACGGCGAGAACGAUCUUCACGCGUACUGCCUACGAGAAGGCAUUCCGCAUAUCCUCUUUGAGAACUUCGCUCAUGCGUCAUUGGUGGUCAGAAAAGUCGUGGAAGGCAAGAUGACUGUGAAGGAGGCGCUGGCGCUAGGCAAGGCCUGA
Molecule: messenger RNA, 789 nt
Organism: Laetiporus sulphureus 93-53
Lineage: Eukaryota; Fungi; Basidiomycota; Agaricomycetes; Polyporales; Laetiporaceae
Exons: 8
Coding region: 1-789 (262 amino acids)
Molecular function (GO): phosphatase activity
Source: RefSeq, a predicted model, not a curated record